AUGGACAGAGACCGUCAGUACCUCCGAACGAGGAUGGGAGGAACAGGAAUCACCUCCAUUUCGGACGACAUGUACAGCAUCAGCCGAGCGUCUGAGUGGCCCGAACGGGAGCGGGAUAGAGAGCUGCGGGACCUCGAGUUUCGACCGAGGGAGAGGGAAAGAGAGAGGGACCGUGAGCGUGAGCAGCCUAUCAAGUCUAUCUUACGGAAGCCGGUGCGGCCAGCCACCCGGCCCCGGCGCAACUCGGACACGUCCAUCACCUCGUCAAACACGCCUGCCGUGGGGAGCGACUCGGAGCUGGGUCGCCCUUCACCUCGCUUGAACUUGUCUCCUUUACCGCCUCUGCCACCCCAGACACCCUUACCACCCUCGCCGCCCCCCCCGUCCGCCUCGGCAACUACUCUCCCCAGGAGAGUCUUCAAGGCAAAGUUUCAAGGUGUCCCGGCCGAACGCCAAGGCGUCAUCAACUUGCGGUCGUCCCGUGCGUCUACAUCCAGUAUCCCGUCCAGCUACCACGUGCCUCCGGUACGGACCGUGCUUGCUCCCCACUACAUGCCCGAAAGCAGGCCCGUGGACCGCCACGGCCGCCGUGAGGCGCAUGACCGCCAUGACCGCCACGACUACCAGAACCAGGACCCAGAGCUUGAGUCUGUCUCCGAAUCGUCAGAUCUGUCAACUACGACUCAAGCAACAACCGUGGCCUCUGUCUCAUCUAACUACGACGCUGCCAGCGAUGUGACACCAACAGAAGCCAACGCCAAGUCGACGCCGUCCGUUCGCUUCACCCCCAGUGUCGUCGGCUCUGGCUCCAGUGUGGCUAGCUUGCCAGCUUCCGGUCGCAAGGUCAAGCCGCGGCUAGGCACCCGAGCAAGGCCCCCAUCAGAGGCAGAUCGCACACUGGCCAAGAGCGGCAUCCGGACUAUGAAUGCCAAACUUCUUCCAUCAAGCGUGGGCUCGGAGGAGUCUGUAUGCCGCAGGGAAGUUGAUCAGAGCCAGAAAGACCUAGAACGAGACUUGCUGCACAAAAUCGAGCGGCUCGAGGCCGAGACGAGAGAGCUUCGCGACAGCCAUGCCAAAUUGGCCAGACAGCUUGACGACAGCUCGUCUCGGCUCUCGUCUUCGACCCUGGAGAAGGGCGCUGCCGAGAGGGAGCGCGACGUUGAGCGGAGCAGCAAGGAUCAGGCCCUGGCCAUACUGCAGGAGCAAGGCGCCGUUCUCGACGAGCUUCGCAGCAACACCGACCUGCAAAAGGGCAUGCUCGACGAGCUCGAGAAGGAGCGAGAUUCUGAACGUGCCCACAAGACAGAGUUGCAAUCUGAACUUGUUGCCACCAAGAAAGUCCUCGAUGAUUUCAGAUGCACCUUUGAGCUCCAGAAAGUCAUGCUCAUCGAGGCAGAGAAAGAGCGUGACGAGAUUCUGGAGGCCAGGGACAGCUUUGAAGACAAGUAUAUGAUGCUGGAGAAGGACUUCAAGAGGCUGCAGGAUGAUCGAGAUGCGCACGAGACCGUGCUCCUUCAGCGAAUCACCGCACUGCAGAUCACGAGGGACGCACUAGAAGGGCAGCACGGCAACAGGGCCCAGGAAAUUGCCGACUUGAUUCUCGACCGCGACAACCUGGGAUCGGAGUUGGGGGACCUUGUGGCCAAGGUGGCAACGCUUAGUGAAGAGAAGGAAGCGGCAGCGGAGGAGCAGAAGAGGAUCAUGAGCGACAUUGACGACGAGAAGCAAAAACUUGUGGCGGAGGCUGAAGAAGGACAACGCGCCCUGGAAACCCGUGUCAGCGAGCUUGUGAAAGAGAAGGAUGACCUGAUUGCAGCUGAGGCGGCAGUCAGGGAGGAAAAUGCAGAACUGCAGGGGAGGGCCGAGGCAGGUGUAGGCGAGAUCAGCAUUCUUAGGUCACGGGCCGAAGAGCUCGAGUCGCUUUCGUCCGACCUCAACGCCAAGAUCGCCAGUUUAGAAGAGCAACUGACGACAACAAGAAGCGAGGCCAACGACCUCAAGAUGCAGAUUGAAGUCCUUGAAUCCGACAAGGCAGGGCUUCAGAAGCAAAUAGAAGAGCUCGAGGCCGAGAAGACAGACAAACAAGCACUGCUCGACACACUCAACACUGAUCUCGCAGGGUCCAAGGCCGCCAACGUGUCGCUGGCAACGCAGAAACUUGACCUGGCGGGUGACAUGGCCGAGACACAAGAAGCCUUGGACGCCGCUAGAGCAGAGAUCGAGAAGCUCGCCGCCGAGAAGACCGUCCUGGCGACCGAAGCAGGCAAAAUUGCUGGCCUAGAGAGCGCGGAGACUGAACUUGUUGGCAAAGUCGCGGAGCUGGAAUCAACGAUCUCUGACUUGGAGACGAAGAUUUCGGAUCUCCAAAAUGAGGCCGACCGGAUCCCAAGUCUGCUCGGUGAGAAGGAGAAGACCGAGACCGAGGUCGCCGGGCUUGAGGGAAAGGCUGCCGAACUCGAGGCAAGGAUUGCUGAGCUCCAGGACGAGGCCGACAAGCUUCCUACCCUCGAAGCGGCCAAGUCUGAUCUCGAAAGCAGGGUUGCCGAACUGCAGGCCAAGGUCGCUGGGCUCCAGGCAGAGGUUGACCGGGAUCCCGACGCGGCGGUCGCAGCACUGAAAGCUGAGCUCGAAGCCAAGGGAGAGGAAAUCACGCGCCGCAUGGAUGAACUGACGGCCAUGACCGACAGUAACUCGUCAUUAUCAGCACAACUGGGUGCAACACGGCAACAACUCGACACAUUGCAACGCAACCUUGACACCGUGACAAUGUCUUACGAUUCUGCCACAGGCCAUGUCAUUGACCUCCAGCAGCGCGUCGAACAGUUGGCCGCGGGUUCUCGCAGGGCCAGCCGAUCACGCACCUCGUCGCCACAAAAAAAGGACAAGGAUGCCAGCAAGCGGGACAAGCAGCUCGUAGCUGUGCGGAAUCCGGGUGACAGGGGGGCAGUGUCAGUCAUGCUCCAGAUUGCAGCGUGCAUUUGA
Lasiosphaeria miniovina is the source of this 2982-nucleotide messenger RNA. RefSeq lists its product as uncharacterized. Bases 1 to 2982 code for a protein of 993 amino acids. The record is from RefSeq and is a predicted model, not a curated record. NCBI's taxonomy places the organism in Eukaryota, Fungi, Ascomycota, Sordariomycetes, Sordariales, Lasiosphaeriaceae. The transcript has a single exon.